AACGUUCAUUGACGACGAGAAAAAUCCCAAAAAGAUAAAACCAAAAAAAAAUGUAGAAAAGAGGAAGAAUAAAAAUAGCUGGCAGGAAGAAGAGUAGAAGAGGAGGGAAGAGGGGACGAAAAUAAUCGAGAGCUUUCUCUCUCUAUUCCUCUCUUUUCGCCCGGAUGGGCUUCCUUCUUCUCCAUCUCUGCUUCUUAUCCCUCCUCCUCAUCGUUUUCACCGCCGCCGUCCAUGGCGCCAAUUCCUCCGCCUUUCGGACCUCAAUCCCUCGCGAUCUCUACCAUUCGAGUGGUGCUUUGUUGAAUGAAAUCAAGGCCUUGGUGGGUCGGCAUCCAGAUGUGUUAACUAUGGAAACAAUGAGGGCAGACAAUAAGGGAUAUGCAGCAGAAAUUGUAGUGGUCACAUACAAUCAUGUCAAGAAGCAGACAAGUAACAAGUCAAAGUUCCGGAUCCUUCUGAGCUUUGGGCAGCACGGGAGGGAGCUUAUUACCUCUGAAGUCGCAUUGCAUCUACUUUCAGUUCUAGCCAGAGAGCAAAAGAUACUCAGCAUGAAACCGGCAUCCUUUAACAAAAUAUUGGAAAAUAUUGUAAUUAAGGUGGUUCCAAUGGAAAAUCUGAAUGGUCGCAAACUUGUUGAGGCGGGGGACCUUUGUGAGCGAAGAAAUGGAAGAGGAGUUGAUCUCAACAGAAAUUGGAGUGUGGACUGGGGGAAAAAGGAGAAGGACUAUGAUCCAUACGAAGAAAAUCCUGGAAUUGCCCCUUUUAGCGAGCCUGAGGCUCAAAUAAUGCGGAAGCUCACCAAAUCAUUUGAACCACAUAUUUGGGUGAAUGUACACUCUGGGAUGGAGGCUUUAUUUAUGCCAUAUGAUCACAAAAAUUCUACACCGAGCGGACUCACAUCACGCUUAAUGAGGUCAAUGUUACAAGACUUGAAUCAUCGUUACUUUCAAGACAAAUGCUUAAUUGGUUCUGGUGGAGGCUCUGUUGGGUAUCUUGCACAUGGAACAACAACUGACUACAUGUAUGACAUUGCCAAGGUUCCAAUGGCUUUCACUUUCGAGAUUUAUGGAGACCUGUCAGCCUCUUCAAAAGACUGCUUCAAAAUGUUCAAUCCAGUAGAUAAAGUUACAUUCAAUACAGUGCUCAACAAAUGGGUUGCAACAUUCCUCAUGCUUUUUGAGAUGGUGCCCAGCCGGAUAGACAGUAUCCAUUUGGCAGUCUCUGCGGUCAAGUGGGUUCCUAUAGGUGGUAAUGUAGUAGAUGGAAGCUUGAUAGGUGAUAGUAGGGAAAGCAAGAAAAUUGAGGGCCUCGAACUUGGGAUGCAAGAAUUAAGAACUUAUUUCAGGCUGUUCUUGCUAUCUUCAGUUUUAUUGAUGUUCAUGUUUUGUUCAAGGAUAUCAAAGAGUAAAUGCAGACCAACAUACUCAAACCUUUCAAUUUGAAUUUGAAUAGGGGCAAGUCAUCUGUUUAUCAUUUUCCUAAGUUGCUUCUAGAUUUAUGGCAAGAAAUGCAUGGGCGGGAACAGCUCUGAUGGCAUUACAUCAAGGUAUGGACUAGAAGACAACCCUUUCUAACACGUUAUAUGUUCAGCCAAUGCUUUAUUAUUUUGAUAAUAUCAUGAAGGGGUUGAGUCCAACCUUGAUUAGGCAGUUUUUUCAGCAUGUUAGAAUAUAAUGUUGCAGACAGAUCCUGUGGUGAUGGUUCAUGCAAGACAAUUAGGUAGGGCUGAAGCUGUAGAGGUAUUAGAAGACAUGCAAGAUAAUUGGUGCUGCUUGGCUAGGUGAACGACAACCAAGUGUUUGACUAAAUGUUUCCUGCAAGGCAGUCUUUCAAAUUGUGCUUGCAAUGCUUGCUACUGUCGGUCCGGGGAGGCUUGUGUGAUUGCAAACAAUUUUGUUUUGACAAUCACGCUUUAUUCCUUUAUAAACAUGUAAUCGAUUAACUUCUACCGCCGGAAUUUCUGUAUAUUCUUUGUUACAAGUCUGUCUUUCAUUUAAAUUCAUGUGUAUUACAAAAAGUGAGAUAAUAGUGCCAUGAUCGUUAUGGUGACAAAAUCCCAUCUCCUCUAAGGCAACUUGUGAAGUAAUAAAUUUAUUGGUAA
Messenger RNA from Elaeis guineensis (African oil palm), 2101 nucleotides. RefSeq lists its product as uncharacterized. Gene Ontology annotation, biological process: proteolysis. Gene Ontology annotation, molecular function: metallocarboxypeptidase activity; zinc ion binding. The record is from RefSeq and is a predicted model, not a curated record. Lineage: Eukaryota; Viridiplantae; Streptophyta; Magnoliopsida; Arecales; Arecaceae.